GCAUUUCUACUCCAAGUAGAGUAGCAAACCUGAAGUAGCAGCAACAGCAGCAGCAGCAAAAAACAAACAUGAGUGUGAAGGGCAUGGCUAUAGCCUUGGCUGUGAUUUUCUGUGCCACAGUUGUUCAAGGCUUCCCCAUGUUCAAAAGAGGACGCUGUCUGUGCAUAGGCUCUGGAGUAAAAGCAGUGAAAGUGGCAGAUAUUGAGAAAGCCUCCAUAAUUUACCCAAGUAACAACUGUGACAAAAUAGAAGUGAUUAUUACCCUGAAAGAAAAUAAAGGACAACGAUGCCUAAAUCCCAAAUCGAAGCAAGGAAAGCUUAUAAUCAAAAAAGUUGAAAGAAAGAAUUUUGAAAAAUAACAAAACAUAUGAAGUAUAUCAAAACAUACGAAGUCCUGGAAAAGAGGAUUUGAAAACCUAGAGCAAGUUUAAUUGUGAUUACUGAAAUGACAAGAAUUCCGCAGAAGGAAACUGAGAUUUUUCCAUAGUUUUGUGACUAUAAACUUUUAUACUGUUAUGUGAAGGAUGGAAGGUGGGUGAAAGAACCAAAAACAGAAACACAGUCUUCCUAAAUGAAUGGCAAUCAGAAUUCUGCUGCCCAAAGUAGUCCAACAACUAAAUCGAUUUCUAGGAAAAGCUACCUUAAGAAGACUGGAUACCAUCUGGGUUUACAAAGUGCUUUCACAUUCUUACUUGCUGUAUUAUACAUUCAUGCAUUUCUAGGUUACAGAAUCUUCUAGAUUUGAUGCUUAUAACUAUUCUGUUGUGAUUAUGAGAACAUUUCUAUCUCUAGAAGUCAUCUGUCUGUAUUGAUCUUUAUACGAUAUUACUAUCUGUGGUUACAGUGGAGAUACUGACAUUAUUACUGGAGUCAAGCCCUUAUGAGUUAAAUGCAUCUAUGUGUAGUAAAAUAUUCCUCAAAUAUUU
Molecule: messenger RNA, 926 nt
Organism: Saimiri boliviensis boliviensis (Bolivian squirrel monkey)
Lineage: Eukaryota; Metazoa; Chordata; Mammalia; Primates; Cebidae
Gene: CXCL11
Product: C-X-C motif chemokine ligand 11
Biological process (GO): immune response; chemotaxis; defense response
Cellular component (GO): extracellular region
Molecular function (GO): chemokine activity
Source: RefSeq, a predicted model, not a curated record